Suillus plorans is the source of this 816-nucleotide messenger RNA. RefSeq lists its product as uncharacterized. The coding region runs from base 1 to 816 and encodes 271 amino acids. The transcript has 5 exons. The record is from RefSeq and is a predicted model, not a curated record. Lineage: Eukaryota; Fungi; Basidiomycota; Agaricomycetes; Boletales; Suillaceae.
AUGGCAUGGGAUUGCAAGUUCAACGAGGAGGUUAUGCUUAUUCCAUAUGCAUUAUUUCUUGCUGGAGACAAUCCCAUGCAAGCUGAAGAGUGUAGCCACACAGGGCUCAACUGCAACUAUUUUUGCAGGACAUGUGAUGUUGGUGGAACAAAAGAGUACAAGGAAUCCAAGGCUGGCUACAACAGCAUUUUUAUGAUGAGUCAAGAGAUUCAACAACAGUUUAAAACUGCCUUCAAAUCAGGCACCACAACAAAAAUCCAGAAUUCUGUUUCAUUGACUGGUUCGAUUCUCAGUGUGUUGGUUGAACUUGGCAAGAAGCUUCGAAAAUGCAUACCAGGAUCUCCAGCUCUGCCUAAAAGUGAAGUUGAAGCUGCCCUUUGGAAAGAAUUCGAGGAACUCUUGAAAGGUGGACACCUCAACAAUACUACCAAUCCCCUACUGGGAAUGGAUGUGUUAGAUAUUCAUAUAGAUGCCCCAACGGAAAUCCUUCAUACAAUACUCCUGGGUGUUGUCAAGUACUUCUGGGGGCAGACAGUGUUUCUUCUCAAAAAAGCAAAGUUCCUCCACAUUUUUCAGUACUGGCUUGAAUCCAUCAACAAGGAUGGCCUGAAUGUGCCCUGCAGUUUAAUUGGCAAGCAUUUUAAAAGUUUGGCACAAGUUAUGCUAUUCAUUAUCCAUGACGUCAUUCCUCCGAUGGUCCUUAAUGCAUGGACAGUGAUCGGCAAACUCAUUGUACUGGUCUGGCACACAAGAUUCAUGGACACAGAAACAUAUCUUGUGAGUUCAAUUCAUGUUCUAUCCAAAAGGCUUGUCUGA